AUGGCGCAAGGAAAGAUCAAGGGAAUGCAGGCCAAGGCUACGAGCGCGAGGCAUGCGCAGAAAGCGGCGGCGAACACGAAGAAGGGGAAGCGCACCGUGCCUCCCAAGAAGCAGGUGCUCAUCAAGCAGGCUCAGAUGCAUAAGUCCCUCUCAGCCAAGAUCAACAAGUCGAUCGAGCAGCAGAUGGUCAACGCCGCUUCCGCUGGCAAGCUGACAAUCAUGAAGAAUAUCGUCCAGCCUGAAGCGUGCGCAUAG
Molecule: messenger RNA, 255 nt
Organism: Schizophyllum commune H4-8
Lineage: Eukaryota; Fungi; Basidiomycota; Agaricomycetes; Agaricales; Schizophyllaceae
Exons: 2
Coding region: 1-255 (84 amino acids)
Source: RefSeq, a predicted model, not a curated record